Messenger RNA from Coprinopsis cinerea okayama7#130, 810 nucleotides. RefSeq lists its product as hypothetical. The coding region runs from base 1 to 810 and encodes 269 amino acids. Lineage: Eukaryota; Fungi; Basidiomycota; Agaricomycetes; Agaricales; Psathyrellaceae. The record is from RefSeq and is a predicted model, not a curated record. The transcript is spliced from 5 exons.
AUGUUGUUCAUAACUGUCCUCCAGCUCAGCCUCUGGGUUCUGGAGCCGGUCCUGGCUUCUGCUGACGUUGGUCGAGCCGCCGAUAUUGUUUCGGGUAUCCCAAGCCGCGAGAAUCUCGACCUCAGACUAUCACAGGCUCUCCCUCAUGUGGACAUCAAGGGCCUCGAGCAAGUAUACAACCACCUCCAGCAAGAGGUCCUUAGUAUCAAGCGUCACCUCGAGCAAGUGCUGAACGCCCAAGACCUGAAAGAAUUCACAAGGGUGUUUGCCGAAGAAAUCGACCGUCACGCAAACGAUCUUAAGCAAGAGUUUCAUUUCUCUGGCAGCGAGGAAGACAAUGACCGGAAAGAAUGGGAGUGGUUGGAACGCCCUCUUGACGACGCCCUGGAUCAGAUUGAAUCUGCGUUUAUGGCCGCCUGUGACGGUACGGGAGUUGCCCAUAUUGGUCCUCAUUUCAAACGAAUCAGGGAACCCCUCAAACAGACUAUACUCGGUGCUGCCAAGGCAAUCGAUCGACACCCAUGUCUUUUGAAAGUGCUUUUGCAAGUCUUGGGCCUACUCGUUUCCAGAGUAAUGCCCCUCUCCUGGGUCGUCCGCGCACUCCUGACUGUCUUGGGUUUCGGUGUGAGCGGCCCCAUUAAAGGGAGUUUUGCUGCCGCCUUCCAAAGCCGCGUCUUCAGAGGCGCGAUUCCCAAGGGUAGUUGGUUCGCUUGGGGACAGAGUGCAGGAAUGUCAUUUGGAAAUGGAUUCUUGAGCUAUUUGGAAAGGCCCCUAAUUAUUCUACCAAUUCUCGCGCAGUGCGCACUCUAG